Messenger RNA from Eutrema salsugineum, 1030 nucleotides. Its product is annotated as multiple organellar RNA editing factor 9, chloroplastic. Gene Ontology annotation, cellular component: chloroplast. Gene Ontology annotation, biological process: cytidine to uridine editing; chloroplast RNA modification. NCBI's taxonomy places the organism in Eukaryota, Viridiplantae, Streptophyta, Magnoliopsida, Brassicales, Brassicaceae. The transcript has 4 exons. The coding region runs from base 33 to 770 and encodes 245 amino acids. The record is from RefSeq and is a predicted model, not a curated record.
GAGCAGGUAAAAAUACCUUAUCCCCUUCGAAAAUGUCGAGAACAGUCUCUCAGCUUUCUGCAGUUGCAAUGGCUUCCUUAACAACAUCUUCUUCUUCUUCCUCGCUUCUCCCCAAAACCCUACUUCCCGUAAGCCACCUGAAUCAGUACCCUACACUCUCCGGUAUCCGCCUAUGCGGCACAUGGAAUCCUCUGCUCCGGAGUAUCUCCGCCGCCGGGUUUCGGCGUCGUAUGGCGAUAGUCAAGGCUGCGACGGUGGAUUCGGAUUACUCAUCGAAACGGAGCAGUAGCAACGAGCAGAGAGAGACGAUUAUGCUUCCUGGGUGCGAUUACAAUCACUGGCUUAUUGUAAUGGAAUUCCCCAAGGAUCCAGCGCCAACCAGGGAGCAGAUGAUUGAUACUUACCUUAACACUCUUGCUACUGUUCUUGGGAGCAUGGAAGAGGCUAAGAAGAACAUGUAUGCAUUCAGUACCACCACAUAUACUGGAUUCCAAUGCACUAUUGACGAAGAAACAUCUGAGAAGUUCAAGGGUUUGCCUGGAGUUCUCUGGGUUUUGCCUGACUCCUACAUAGAUGUCAAGAACAAGGACUAUGGAGGCGACAAGUACAUCAAUGGAGAGAUAAUCCCGUGCACAUACCCAACAUACCAACCAAAGCAGCGCAAUAACUCCAAGUAUCAAAGUAAGAGGUACGAAAGAAAAAGAGACGGUCCUCCUCCUGAGCAGCAGAGGAAACCAAGACAAGAACCAGCCGCUUCUGAUUCCUCCUGAACGAUGAUAAGACAGGCCGUUGUACCGGAGUGUGUGAGAUUUUGAUCGAUCGGUUAGACGGUUAGUCGCUUAGCUUAUUCUACUCGGAUGUAAAAUCGUCUAGUAUCCAAUGAUGAUAUAGUAUAUCAUCAUCAUUCCUUGGAACAAUGCUUGUGGUUAUGUAGAAUGGAAACUUGAACUAGUUUUAAGCAAUCAUGCUUUUGAUUUUCGAAAAAACUACAGUAUACAUUAUUUUCUUUUGAUACUUUUGGUUCGAUUAA